Molecule: messenger RNA, 834 nt
Organism: Rodentolepis nana
Lineage: Eukaryota; Metazoa; Platyhelminthes; Cestoda; Cyclophyllidea; Hymenolepididae
Source: the annotation of a GenBank genome assembly
AUGGGAUCUCAUGAAAUAACGUCGCCUGUUAUGCUGACUGGAUUUCUCUAUCUGCCAUUCACAGUUUUAAUCAUAGUCGUCUUCACGCUACCGAAUUUGAUAUUAUGCAGUGAUGAACACUUGGUCUUUACAGGAGCCUGCAAUAAGGAGCCACCGAAUUUCUGCGAUCGAAUUGUGAAGAACUCGGUCUGCAACAGAGCCAAGAAUGAAUGCUUUUGUCGGAAAGGAUUCGUCGCUGUCAAGGAAGGUGAUAGUGUUGCCUGUAAAACAUUACUCACCGAUCUGAAAUGUCGAGUGGAUGCAGAUUGUGUUCACGUGAAUCGCAGCAGCUGUCAUCCAGGAGCUGGAUAUUGCACUUGUCCCGGAAACACCAUCUUUGUUCCACAGAUCAAUGCUUGUCGAACCAAGCUCUUCGAUCGCAAGAGUUUGAUAUGCGCCUCGUGUCUACAGGAGGGCGGAGAUUGUUUCGCAUUUGAACACGGCGAUCAUAUACACGAGGAGGGAUCGACACAAUUCGAACGAUAUGGCUGUGUAUGCCCAAACCUUCGCACAAAUACGCAGUUUCGUGAUCCAUCCAGACCACAGCGGACCUGCGGAGCUCAAUUAGCUGAUAUUGGUGACCUAUGCAAUGAGGAGGAUUUACGAUGUCGGUCGCCUAUAGCAACUUGUAGAAUUAUUGAGGAAGCGCAAUGGGGUGCCAUGACCUAUGGAACGUGUACAUGUCCCCCGGAUUAUAUUCCUGUAUUUCAGAAGCUUUUGCGAUUCUAUGAGUGCUGUGAGGAGGCAUUUUUGAAUGGGAUUAACUUUACCUUAUUCCUUGACACUCCUUUCUAA